AUAUGACAGUGCUAGCUGCUAUGGCUGCGUCCACACCAGUCAGUCCAUAACCAUACAAUUGCACGUGCGUGGUCCUGUCCUGUGUCGGUUUUUGAAAUCAACUUGCAUGCCAUGGCACAAAAAGUGGAACGGUUCUGCAGUCCCGGGAAAGGGAAUGGUUUACGCGCUGUUAGCUCGCUAAAAGCCGGAGAACUGUUGUUUUCAGCUGAGCCUUUUGCAUGCACCGUUUCCAAGAGAGUAAUUAAAUCUACAUGUGAGAACUGCUUGUCAAGGAAGGACAAGCUGCGGCGGUGCUCUCAGUGCAAGAUUGCUCAUUACUGCAAUGCCAGUUGCCAGAAACGGUCCUGGCCGGAGCACAGGGAGGAAUGCCGGCGCCUCCAGCGUCUCCAUCCCACGAUCCCCACAGACUCUGUCCGGCUGGUGGCCAAAAUCCUCUCUAAAUUGGUAAACCGUUCCCACGGCCCGGCUGAGAAGCUGUACUCUUUGGAAGAACUUGAGUCACAUCUGUCCGACGUGACCGAGGAGAAGAGAAGCCAGCUGGAGGACCUGGGCGUCGCCCUGAGGCUCUACCUGAAAGAGGAGGCCGACUGUUUGUCUGAGCUCCCACCCGGCCUGGACCCCAUCAGCGUCAUCGCCAAAGUGACCUGCAACUGCUUCAGCAUCAGUGACGGAGAGCUGCAGGAAGUGGGAGUCGGUCUCUACCCCAGUGUGUCCUUGUUGAACCACGCCUGCAGGCCCAACUGCGUGAUGGUGUUUGAGGGGAGGAUACUCCGGCUGCGGGCGGUCCGGGACAUCCGACCCCUGGAGGAGCUCACCAUCAGCUACACGGACGUGAUGACGCCCAGCCAGGAUCGCAGGAAAAGGCUGCGGGAGCAGUACUGCUUCCUGUGCGAGUGCGAGCGAUGCGUCACCGCAGACAAGGAUUCAGACAUGCUUUCUGGGCCAGAAGAGGACUGGAUGUCCCUCCAACACAAUAUUCCUCGACUCGAGCUCCUCCAAUCAGAGCAGAAGUGGGAGGAGGUCCUGAGGGAGAGCCAGGCCCUCUCAGGCAGCCGCGCGGGCACCGUCCCGGACAGGAACGUCUACCUGCUGCGGGUGCUGGACUUCACCCUGGACGCCUGCAUCAACCUGGCGCAGUGGGACCAGGCCUUGGAGUUCGGCACCAGAACCCUGCAGCCGUACAGACUGUACUACCCUGACCCCCACCCCGCUCGGGCCAUCCAGCUGAUGAGAGUGGGGAAACUGCAGCACUUCCUGGGCAGGCUGGCUGAGGCCCAAGAGACUCUGAGACAGGCCUAUGACGUCAUGAAGGUGACCCACGGAGAAGAGCAUGCCCUAACCGUCGAGCUGACGAGUAAGCUGGAGGAGAUCCGGGCGGAGAUGGACAGCAGCUAACUGUCCCUGGAGGUGCAGAACGCUCCAUUUUAUUACAUCACUCUCUCCCGAUCAAAAAAACAACAAUAAAAGACUACCAGAAACAUAA
This is a messenger RNA of Anguilla rostrata (American eel), 1483 nucleotides long. RefSeq names its product SET and MYND domain containing 3 (gene smyd3). Gene Ontology annotation, molecular function: protein binding. NCBI's taxonomy places the organism in Eukaryota, Metazoa, Chordata, Actinopteri, Anguilliformes, Anguillidae. The transcript is spliced from 12 exons. Gene Ontology annotation, cellular component: nucleus. The coding region runs from base 112 to 1395 and encodes 427 amino acids. The record is from RefSeq and is a predicted model, not a curated record.